CAGCAAAUCUCGGGAGCACGUUAAAAAGCGAAGCUGAGCGGCAGCCGGGGAAGGAAGAAAACACCUCCAUAGAAGGCAGCGGAGCAGCGGCCACAGCAGCGCCCGCAACGCCGCGGCCGCCGGCCCCAAACUUUCUGGCGUCGGCUCGGGCGGGCCCGGCGGUGGGUGCGGGUCUGUCGGCCGGGUCGCUGAGCCUGCAGCCCCUCCGCACGAUGCCCGCGGCGCUGCCCUGCCUGCUGGCCUGGCUGCUGGUGCUGCUGCUCGGCAGGGCCCGCCCGGCCGACGCCUGCAGCUGCUCGCCCAUCCACCCGCAGCAGGCCUUCUGCAACGCGGACGUAGUGAUCCGAGCAAAGGCCAUGUCUGCCAAAGAGGUGGAUUCAGGGAAUGACAUAUACGGAAAUCCGAUCAAACGAAUCCAGUAUGAAAUCAAGCAGAUCAAGAUGUUCAAGGGCCCUGACAAGGACAUAGAGUUCAUCUACACGGCUCCAUCCACCGCCGUGUGUGGCCGGCUGCUGGACACCGGCGGGAAAAAGGAAUAUCUCAUUGCAGGCAAGUCAGAGGGCAAUGGCAAGAUGCACAUCACGCUCUGUGACUUGGUCUCCACCUGGGACUCACUGAGCCCAACCCAGAAGAAGAGCCUAAACCAGCGGUACCAGAUGGGCUGCGAAUGCAAGAUCUCGCGCUGUCUCUCCAUCCCCUGCUUCGUCUCCUCCUCGGACGAGUGUCUCUGGACAGACUGGGCGAUGGAGAAGAACAAUGUGGAUGGGCGGCAGGCGAAGCACUACGCUUGCAUCAAGAGGAGUGAUGGCUCAUGUGCCUGGUACCGCGGCAUGGCACCCCCCAAGCAAGAGUUUCUUGACAUUGAGGACCCCUAAAGCCAAACAAGCGCAUUCCAGUAGCCAGUAGAAAAAACCUGCGAGAUGUUAGACUGGUCCAUGCUGAUAUCAAUCCCUGGAGACAGCAUGAAAACUUGCUCGGCCACAGUGGUCCUAGGGCUGCAGUGGUUGCCAUGGGCAUGCAGGGGGGCAGGGACAGGGACCUGCUCUGUGGCAGGGCUGAGCAAGGCACAGGGGGAACCCACAGUGGGGGCUGCAUCCCACCAGGCCAUGCUCAGCCCUGGCACCCUGGCAUCUGUGAAGGAACUGAACCCUUGGGAGUGGCAGGAGCUGCCCCGUCUGUGUAGCAGGUCUACCAGUGCCUCCGCACCACGGGCUCUUACCAGGCAGACCCCCUAACGCAGUGUCCCCUGCCACCUGCCAGCAGCAGGGACCCCCAGUCCCCAACCCCUGCCCAUCCUCCCCUUUGGAAUCCGGGAAGAGUCCAGCCCUCCAGGCAGAAACCCCGGCUGUGUGUGAGGGGCUAUAGGCCUUUUCUGGGGCUGGCUGGCUCCUGUGCAGGUGUUUGGAGGGCCACCUGAGCAUGGCUGGAGGGACCCCCCUGUCACACACCCUAGACCCACUGCCCUUCUUCACAUGCUCCUCUCCCCCAGGGAAUGGGAGGUGGGCAGAGGGUUCACCACUUCCCCCAGCAUUGUGCUGGGGCCAUUCCCACCACAGCCGUUUGCAUGGGGACAUAGCUACUGUGGCCCCUUCUGCAGCUGCUGCCAUUGCACAGGCUUAGCCGCAGCAGCUUCGGACGCAGGAGGGCUCAGCAGGGCACAGGGGCAGGAGCUCUGGGUGCAGAGUCUUUCCCAUCUCCUCAUGCACUGUUGGCUGAGCCAUAGUCUUCAGCAGCACCUGCGCUGGUUGAGCUCCCCAGUCCACAGUGGUGAGGAUGGAGCCUUGUACCAGGAGGGCAUAGGCCGCAAGCAGCUGCAGGAAUCCCCGUCCUCCUCUGGUGCACCCCCCAUUGUACCCGCUUUCUCUGAGCCAUUGCCGUGUUGCAGCGGUGCUGGCAUGUGCCGUGGGGCUGCCCGUCUGAGACGGCUCUGCCACGUGUGCCCACCGCAGCUCUGGGAGGUGUUUUCAUGCUGAGCAUCCCUGCCAGGUCUCAGAUGUCGUCCUGGACCAGUCUGGGCAAUUUCAACAUACUAAAGAGAAACAUUAAAGAGAAAAGGAAACCCCCACCCCCAGGGCCCCUCGUCCCGCCGCGCGCUGUAUGGUUGUAUCACACGUGCCAUUGCUGCUGGUAGUCUGUCCCAGUUUAAUAUCGCCACUUGUUCUGCCA
Molecule: messenger RNA, 2166 nt
Organism: Melopsittacus undulatus (budgerigar)
Lineage: Eukaryota; Metazoa; Chordata; Aves; Psittaciformes; Psittaculidae
Gene: TIMP2
Product: TIMP metallopeptidase inhibitor 2
Exons: 5
Coding region: 213-875 (220 amino acids)
Biological process (GO): negative regulation of membrane protein ectodomain proteolysis; response to hormone; response to cytokine
Cellular component (GO): extracellular matrix
Molecular function (GO): protease binding; metalloendopeptidase inhibitor activity
Source: RefSeq, a predicted model, not a curated record